Messenger RNA from Prunus persica (peach), 3352 nucleotides. RefSeq names its product BTB/POZ domain-containing protein DOT3. The transcript has 7 exons. The coding region runs from base 1206 to 3110 and encodes 634 amino acids. NCBI's taxonomy places the organism in Eukaryota, Viridiplantae, Streptophyta, Magnoliopsida, Rosales, Rosaceae. Gene Ontology annotation, molecular function: protein binding. The record is from RefSeq and is a predicted model, not a curated record.
CACAGGGCAAAGUGAGAUUCCGGACAUUUUUCCUCAGGACAAAACAUUAAUUAAGCAUAUGCCAAGGUUCUCUUUCCAAACCUUCAAUUCUUGAGCUCAAAGAAAGGUCAUGUGUAUUUUACACCAACAUGUGCAUGGAUGUGUCACUACGCGUCAUGCAUGCACGACAAGUUAGGAGCACAUGCACAAGUACAACUCAUCCACGAAAGUGAAAUCACAACACACUAAAGAAAUAAUACACAAGUUAGGAGCGCAUGCACAAGUAGAACCUCAAACACAUAAACAUACAAGGGAUACCUGUCAAAAAUCACAUUACACUUAAAAAGAAAGAAAAUUUUAUUCAAAAUUUCUUCAACACAGUUACUGUAUUAUUCAAAAUCUCGUCACCUAAUACCAAAAACUAAAAACAAAAAAAUGGGCAACGAAACUGAGCCCAAUAAAAAAUGACCUUAAUUUGCAUAUCAGUGAUCUCAAGUUCGAACUCCCAUAACACCUUGAUAGUGUGUGAAAACUCCAUCCCCUUUAUAGUUUAGGCCAUCGCUAUUCACCAAAAAGAAAAAAGAUCUCGUCUUGAAAAUCCAUAAGGAUAGCUAUAUAGUAUUGUCCGCAUUCAACUAAAUCUGUCAUAACCAUUUACAGUAAGGAUAGCUAUAGAAAAGGGCAAUGCUUUUGUGGAUACGCGUAUUUGGUUUGGGAAUUUUUCUGAGGAGGUGUUACAUAGAUUGUGUUGAUUUGUGUGGGUUAAAAUUCCAUCGAGGAAAUAUUAAUCCAACUUCUUUCGCAUUGUUCUAGAGAAGUGUCAUCCACAUGCAACAUUAGUACUAGAUGUUACAUCAACUCAUACUUAAUUAUUCUUUGUGACCAAGAGAUACACAAAAUUAUGUAAGAGGAUUGUCUAUAUUCAUAACCACACAACCACCUGUUGGUUGCUUCCAUACUUACAUGGCCGAUAACUGACCUCUAAGAAUAAGAGAGCCCACAUUCCAUGUCUCUUUCAUAACACAUUCACCAAAUUAGUCUCGUGUCACAAUCAGAUGAUGCAACAGUUAGAGGGCACUCCACCAACCCUCUUAAGAGUACAUUGAUCACAACCACAGACUCACUUCUCAUGCAUUUAUUCAGAUCACAUCCCAUUUCUUAUAUCAUGUUAUUCAUCCAAAGGAAGUGUCACUCAAAAACAUAUCCAGCGAAGGAGUCAAGUCACCAUGAAGAAGUCUCAAACUCUACCACAAACUCCUGAGAGCGAUUACGAGGGCACUCAAAGACAAAGCAUCGUAAUUCCUUCCAAACACAUCACCAUAGCAAAUACCUUCGAAAAGAAAGAACACUCCUGGUUUAUCACUUCUCAUGUCUCAACAGACCUAACAAUUCAAGUUCAAGAUGUCACCUUUAACGUUCACAAGUAUCCCUUGAUAUCAAAAUGUGGCUACAUUGGUCGAUUGGAAUUUCAGCCUUCAAUUUCAAAUUUUGGCUAUGACCUCAAGCUUGAAAGCUUCCCAGGUGGAUCGGAAACCUUCGAAAUCAUUUUAAAAUUUUGUUAUGGUCUUCCAAUGGACUUGAACCCUAACAACAUAGCACCACUAAGAUGCGCCUCAGAAUUUCUAGAAAUGACAGAAGAUCUUCAAGAUGGAAAUCUCAUUUCUAAGACUGAAGCUUUUCUCACAUUUGUAGUCCUUUCUUCGUGGAAAGACACCAUUACUGUACUUAAAUCUUGUGAAACUCUAUCUCCAUGGGCUGAAAAUCUUCAAAUUGUCAGAAGGUGCUGUGACUCAAUUGCUUGGAAGACUUCUAAAGUAAACAUUGUCGGAGAUACAGACUGUCAAGAAGGCUGGUGGUUUAAUGAAGUGGCUACCUUUCGAAUAGAUCAUUUCAUGAGGAUUAUAACAGCAAUAAACGCAAAGAGUACAAGACCAGAAGUUGUAGGUAAAUGUAUCAUGCACUAUGCAGAGAGAUGGUUGCCAGGCAUGAAUGCGGAGUUUGAAGGACUAAGAGGAUACGGGUUUGGAAAAAAUGACCUCCAGUUCAGUAUAUUGAGUAGGAGUAAAGAGGAAGGGGGUUACGUACACAGCAAGGAGCAAAAAGCAAUUAUUGAAAGCCUAGUGAGCGUACUUCCUCCUCAAAAUGAAGCUAUUUCAUGUAAGUUCUUAUUGAGGAUGUUAAAGAUGGCCAUGCUGUACUCUGCAUCACCAGCUUUGAUUUCAGAGCUUGAAAAGAGAGUGGGGAUGAUGUUAGAAGAUGCCAAUGUGAAUGAUCUGUUGAUUCCUAGUUGCAAUAAUGCAGAUCAAGGGAAACUAGUUGAUACAGUUCACCUGAAGAAUGCACAAUGCACAAUGCACGACACUGAAGUCGUGCAAAGGAUUGUGGAAUAUUUCUUGAUGCAUGCACAGCAAGGACAGCAACAGAAGACUGCUAGAAUCAAUGUUAGUAAGCUGUUAGACAACUACCUAGCAGAGAUUGCAGAAGACCCAAACCUCUCCAUAACCAAGUUUCAAAUAUUGGCUGAAUUACUGCCAGAAAAUGCACGGACGUGUGAUGAUGGUCUCUACAGAGCCAUUGAUACCUACCUCAAGACCCAUCCUUCACUACCUGAGCAUGACCGGAGAAGGCUAUGUAGAAUAAUGAACUGUGAUAAACUAUCGCUUGACGCAUGCAUGCACGCUGCACAAAAUGAUCGACUGCCUAUGAGAACUAUUGUCCAGGAAAAAGAAAUGCAACCCAAGAACCUCUACCAACCACAAGCUAAGGUGCUUUUCUCAGAACAAGUAAAGAUGAGGACGGCGAUGCAAGAGAAGGAAUCACAAAGUGGCAAUAACUCUGAACAGGAAGGGAACCACUCAUCAACAGAUGCAGAGAUUAAGAAUCUAAAAGCAGAACUUGAGAAUGUAAAGAUAAAGAUGGCAGAGCUGCAGAGUGACUACUCUGAGCUGCAGCAAGAGUACGAAAGGAUAGGCAGCAAGCAAAAGAAUGUGUCGGGUUGGAGUUUGGGAUGGAGAAAAAUUAAGAACUCUUUCCAUGCAAAAGUUGAGGGCAAUGAAACUGGAGAAGGCCAACAAAGACCCAACCCAGCUGGCAGAAGACCGCCCUCCAGACGAAGGUCAUCCAUGUCCUAAAUUAUAUUAAUCUAGGAAGCCAAGACACCCCACACCAUAUGAGAGUUAAGCCUUUAAGAACACCAUAUCAACUGUCUUAGGGAUAGUUGAUAGUUUGUUAUUGCUUGCCUAUCCAUAAUGUAUACACAAAAAUAAAUAAAAAGUAAAAAAUGUCUGUAGUUUUCCUAUUCUUACACAUUAAUUUUCUCUAAAAUAAUUCUGCCUCCUAUAGAACGUCUGGCAGACUACAUCCUUUGCUACAA